CUCCAUCUUGGACCGCGUUCUUUGAGAAGCUGGCGGAGGGAUCACCGGAGUUCUCGGGAGUGCAUCUUCGUGACAUGGAAGAUCAUGGACUCGUAGAUACGGCAGCCGCCCAGGCCCUGAUAGGUCAGCCGGACUUGGACACGAUGAUCUCGGCCUGGAAGGCCAAGGGCUACGUGAUUCAUGUAACGAAGGAAGACGACCUGCCGUGCGCCAAUGGAGUGGGAGGGAGAAUCCGUCCGAUCGCCAAGGCGGCGGUGCCGCUCUCGUUCGUGAAGUGCGGAGUCUUGGAGUUCCUGGUGCUACCUCGUGCGUGUCCGCCGUUGCUACCAGCUGGGUUUCUUGAGUUGCUCGGAGCUGUCAUUGAUAUGAUGAAGCUCAACGUUUUGAGAUUCGGAGAGGAUGGUGAACAUGGGAUUCCUAUGACCAGACUGCCCUCAGGACGCAGAUCAAUAGCGUUGAUUGGUAGGCCCUCGAAGGACUUCCGUUUGAGCCCCAGCCUCGAGAAUAAGUUUCCCAGUUUCACGCUGCCGAAGGGAGAGUUUCAGGAGACCACCUGGAUGACGAACCAGGUCGAGGGCCACCUGGACUUCUGGGAAAUGAUGUCAGAUCGCUGCCGUCUGCACCACGUGAGGCCGAGGCGAGAGCUAGUCGAUCCGAAGGCGGAGGUCAGCCUGCCCGUCAGUAUCCAGGAUCUCGACGAGCUCAGGGUCACGUGCUGUAAGUUCCGAGAUCAGCACGACACCUGGAUAGAGCACAUUUACGAGCACGAGUGGACCGGCCAGGACGGCGUGCUCAAGAUGCCGGUCUACUGGAUCGGCUACUCUGACUUCUUUCUGAAGUCCGACAUCGGACCGCAGGACUUGCAGCGGGUAGGUGGUGAGGGCAGGGGCGUUCAGCUUCCAGCUUUCAGUUGCCCGAGUGUGGUGAGGGCGACUCCCAAAUCUUCGAUGCAGAAGCGCCGCGUGUCCGGGAUUUUGUCCAAGACGCGCCGUCAUGCUCGACUGGCGGCCACGCGCCUCGCAUCCUCGGAUCUCGAGCCGGUCGACGAGGAGGACUCAGAGAUCGAGGCGAACUGGGACCUCCCUCCAGAUCCCUGGCAGGACUCCGAGCUGCAGCAGGUGAGCUACGAGGACUGCGAGCGGUCGGAGGUCGAGAAGAACCUGCUGAACGAGGGGGGCUACCUGCUAUCUCCACCAGCCCAUCGCUGGAGGAGGUGGGCACUGACUCUACUGGUGCUUCUCAGGUCUUGUGCGGAGUCCAGGCUGAUGGCGAGCUUGGCUCCUCGCUUGAAGCUGGGCGCUUGCCGGGAGAUCAGCGAGGAGGACUGCGAGCGUCCCUUGGAGGCGAGAGAGUGCCGCUCGAACCAGUAUGCGAGGUGGGUGAAGUGCAAGAAGUGCGGCGGUCGACUCGAGACGGCCCGAUUCCCAGCCGAGGAGAAGAUCCAGAUGGAGAUCGAGAGGGAGGCGAAGCGCGACGGCAUCAAGCAGGAGUGGGCGCGCAAGGAGACCGAGCAGAUGGAGGUGAAGAUGGGCAUCGCCGUCAGGAACGGAGACUACCAGCAGGCGGAGAAGGUGCCAGUGCGAAGGCCGCCACACAGCCCAGGGUCUUCUUCGAACAGCAGCCCGGGGCAAGUGACGCCACUCAAGACCAGGAUGAGGCCGAUUUGCGAGGGAAUCCCAGUGAUGCCCGCACCGGGCAACAUCAUGAAGGCGCCGCCUGCGGGAUGCGGCCCCGCCGCCGUCAAGAGUCCUCCAGCCCGCAGGGUCGAGGCGAACGGCCGCAGCGCGGAGUUCACCGAGCUUCUCAAGAACCAGGAGAGCAAUCGAGCAGAGAUUACCCAGUGGAUGAUGGAGCAGCGCCAGCAGACGGACGGGGCACGCGCCCAGUUCAGGGACCUCAUGACGAUGAUCAGCUCCAGAUUGACCAGAGCGGCAAGCAGCAGGGGGCCAGCCCCCGAGGCGAUGAAGGUCGAGGGCGACGACGAGCGCUAA
Messenger RNA from Prorocentrum cordatum, 1991 nucleotides. NCBI's taxonomy places the organism in Eukaryota, Dinophyceae, Prorocentrales, Prorocentraceae. The record is from the annotation of a GenBank genome assembly.